AUGUGGGUGGCCCUGGGCAUGGUCUGGCUCCUAGCACUUGGGGGACUUCACCAGGCCUGGAGCUUCUGUCCCUCUCAAUGCAGCUGCAGCCUGCACAUCUUGAGUGACGGCAGCAAGGCCAGGACAGUGGUGUGCAGCGACCCUGACUUGACCCUGCCCCCAGCUUCAAUUCCUCCGGACACCUGCAGGCUGCGCCUGGAACGAACCGCGAUCCGCAGGGUGCCUGGAGAGGCCUUCAGGUCUCUCAGCCACCUGGAGCAGCUAUGGCUGCCUUACAACGCUCUCAGCGAGCUCAGCGCCCUCAUGCUCAGGGGGCUGCGCCGCCUAAGGGAGCUGCGUCUGCCUGGGAACCGCCUGGCUGCUUUUCCCUGGGCGGCGCUCAGGGAUGCUCCACAGCUACAGCUGCUGGACCUGCAGGCCAAUCGCCUAUUGACAUUGCCACCUGAGGCUGCGCACUUCCUGGAAAACCUUACUUUCCUGGACCUCUCCAACAACCACCUGAUGAGGCUUCCUCUGGAGCUGCUGGACACCUGGACUCACCUGAAGACGGGACCCUUCCUUUCCGGCCACCGUGCCCGACUAGUCCUAGGGCUUCAGGACAACCCCUGGGUAUGUGACUGUCGACUCUAUGGCCUAGUUCAUCUGCUAGAAGGCUGGACUUUAAACUUGGUCUUCAUCGAGCCUAGACUGAGGUGCGCCAGCCCACGCACCCUGGCUGGGGUGGCCUUCAGCCAGCUGGAGCUGAGAAAGUGUCAGAGCCCAGAGCUCCGUCCAGGGGUGACCAGCAUCAUGUCGCCCUUGGGUAGCACAGUAUUGCUACGCUGUGGAGCAACGGGGAUCCCAGGUCCUGAGAUGAGCUGGAGGAGAGCCAAUGGGCGCCCACUCAAUGGCACAGUGCACCAGGAAGUUUCCAGUGAUGGCUCAAGCUGGACUUUGCUGGAUCUGCCUGUUGUGUCUCUCUUCGACUCUGGAGACUACAUCUGCCAGGCCAAGAACUUUCUAGGGGCUUCUGAAACUCUUAUCUCCUUGAUUGUCACUGAACCCCAGACUUCUACAGAAUAUAGUGGGGUUCCGGGGGCCCUGUGGCCAAGGACAGGAGAGGGGGCAGAAGCUGCUGCUUACAACAACAAGCUGGUGGCCAGGCAUGUCCCCCAUAUUCCGGAACCCGUAGCUCUGGCUACCAAGCCCUCGGCGCCCAGCGUACAGGAGGAGUUGGAGCUCCAGCACUUUCAGAUGGAUGUCCCAGGAGAGUUCUCCAGAGAGCGAGCAGAACACCAGGGAGCCCAGAUGGUCAGGUCUCUCAAGGUGGUGGGAGAUACUUACCACAGUGUGUUGCUGGUGUGGAAGGCCCCUCAAGCUGGGAACACGACGGCCUUUAGCGUCCUUUAUGCGGUCUUUGGGCAGCGUGACAUGCGAAGGAUGACUGUGGAGCCUGGGAAGACUAGUGUCACCAUCGAGGGGCUUGCUCCAAAGACCAAGUAUGUGGCAUGUGUCUGUGUGCGGGGCCUGGUGCCUACGAAGGAACAGUGCGUCAUCUUCUCUACUGACGAGGUGGUAGAUGCGGAGGGCACCCAGCGGCUCAUCAACAUGGUGGUGAUCAGCGUGGCAGCCAUCAUCGCCCUGCCUCCCACCCUCCUGGUUUGCUGUGGGGCUCUCCGAAGACGCUGCCACAAGUGCCGCACUGGGGGCUCCGCGGAGACGUCCGGUGCCUAUGUUAAUUUGGAAAGACUGGGCCACAGCGAGGAUGGCUCAGAGGAGUUGUCCCGGAGCAGCCUCAGUGAGGCGGACAGGCUUCUCUCAGCGCGCUCCAGCCUGGACUCGCAGCUCUUAGGAGUCAGGGGUGGCAGACGCAUCAAUGAGUACUUCUGCUGA
Molecule: messenger RNA, 1872 nt
Organism: Microtus ochrogaster (prairie vole)
Lineage: Eukaryota; Metazoa; Chordata; Mammalia; Rodentia; Cricetidae
Gene: Lrit1
Product: leucine rich repeat, Ig-like and transmembrane domains 1
Cellular component (GO): endoplasmic reticulum membrane
Molecular function (GO): protein binding
Source: RefSeq, a predicted model, not a curated record